AUUCUGUUCGCCGUCCAUUCAAUUAUUAUAUAUAUAAAUAUUUUUUUUCAAUUUUUUCUUUUCUCCUUUUUACUCUGGGCCGGCGUCUCUCUCCGUCUGCGUUUGGAGUCUCUCCAUUCUCCAGCCUAGCAGUGAGUGGGAGAGGCGGAGGGGGAGAGCACGGCGGAAUCAGCUCGAUGCUGGGUGGAUUUACGGUGGUGAAUUGGUGUUUUUAGGGGUAGAUUUCAAUCGGAGUAAACGCGGUUGGAAUAUUCGGAGACUCGAGGUUUGUGGCAGAUUUCACGCAGCGGACUGGUUCCUUCUACAUUUGAGGCUUUCUGUAAGAGAUCUGAAUUUUCUCGCUUUGGCAAUUCAGCUAGAAAUCGCAUAUUUAGUAACCGACGUUCGGCAGCAGUACCGCCGGGAGUUUCAUCUCCGUUAAUUUUUAGUUUUCGGGAUAUAUUAUCGGGUUUGACUUCGAUUUUCUCCUGAAAAUAUUAGAGUGGGUGUUUCCCCAUUUUUUUAUGGUAAAUUUCUGUUGUUAGAUACAUUUAUUGGUGGCGUUGUGAGGGUUGAGGAUGGAGAUUCUAUGUAUGGACGCGUGUAUAGUGUUUUAAUUUCGCGUGACGCUGAGAUUCAGAAGUUCGUAUACAUCUUUGGCCUUUUCUCCGGUCGGUUCUCAUCAUUUUUUUCGGCCACUUUGCUGAGUUUGGGAUAUAUAUGACUUCAACACAGAUCAGCCUGCAUUCAAUGCUUUGAUUUUCCAAGUUUUUAAAUCUUCUGGGAUAUUCACCAGCGGCAAUUCGAGCUAUAUAUAUAUAUCGAAAGGGCUUAUUUGGUUUAGUCAAGAUGAUGCGAAUGAAGACUAAACCUGAUUCAUUAGGGCCGCAAACUAACGGCGGCGGCGGCGGUGGCGGUACAGGGGAAGGCCGCCGUGAGAAAGAAUGGGAGCUUAGGCCUGGUGGAAUGCUGGUUCAGAAGCGCAGCGACGGCGACCAAGCCCGUGCGCCUCCACCCAUGAUUCGCGUGCGAGUUAAGUACAACUCUCUGUGCCACGAAACACACGUCUCUUCGCAGGCCACAUUUGGGGAGUUGAAGAAAAUAUUAUCUGGUCCAACAGGAUUGCAUCACCUCGAUCAGAAAAUAUUUUACAAGGGAAAAGAGAAGGAUUCCAAUGCAUAUCUCGACACCUCCGGCGUGAAGGACAAAUCUAAGCUCGUGCUCGAGGAGGAUUUAAUCAGCCGCGAGAAACGGUACCUAGAAAUGAGGAAGAAUGCCAAAACUGAGAAGGCUGAGAAAACCAUAUCACAAGUCACCUUAGAGGUGGAUAAGCUGGCUAAGCAGGUUUCUUCACUUGAAACUGUAAUUUCUAAAGGCGGGAAAGUGGUCGAAAAGGACAUAAUAAACAUGACCGAUCUAUUGAUGAAUCAAUUGCUUAAAUUGGAUGGUAUCAUUGCGGAAGGUGAUGUCAAGAUGCAGAAGAAAAAACAGGAGGGUCGAGUGCAGAAGUAUGUGGAAGCUCUUGACAUAUUGAAGCUCAAGAAUUCACCGGCAACCGGCAAUGGAAAGAUCCCAAAUGAACCCCUCGUGCACACACAUUCUAAUGGAAGUGUUUCUUCGCCUGUCCAAUCUCACAGGAACUCCAAUGGCAGCGUCUCCUCCCCUGUUCAGAAGCAGCAAUCUAGGCAUUCGUUUGGGGAGUCUUUACUCGACUCCCCAAUUCGACAGCAACCGUCGAGGAACUCGGCCUCAGGCACAGCUGUUGUAAUAACCACACAGUGGGAAACUUUUGAUGCUCCGCCAGCGCCAUUAAUAGGGUCUCCUUCAACAUCCACCACGACAAAAAGCGCUGCUCCUGCUCGCCCUCCUCCCCCACAACCGAAUUUCACUUGGGAUUUGCUGUAAGUUUGGUUAAAGGUAUUAUCGAGUUUGGAUUUGUUUUCAAGUUGGCUCGCUGUUGAUGCUCCAUUCUUUUCUGUACUUACGAGUUUUGUUAGCUUUCAGUUUCCUCAUGUCUUUGAAUCCGAAGAAGAAUAAAUGCGGCCGCUUGUAAGGGUUGUCGUUGUUUUAUUAUAUGUUUGUCCGUAUGCUGUUUCUUUCGGCCAUCUGUCCGCAUUGAUCAUACACCUACUUUUGUUGUUUCUUGCUA
Andrographis paniculata is the source of this 2128-nucleotide messenger RNA. Its product is annotated as BAG family molecular chaperone regulator 1-like. Gene Ontology annotation, cellular component: cytoplasm. Gene Ontology annotation, molecular function: adenyl-nucleotide exchange factor activity; protein-folding chaperone binding. The transcript has 4 exons. Lineage: Eukaryota; Viridiplantae; Streptophyta; Magnoliopsida; Lamiales; Acanthaceae. Bases 829 to 1884 code for a protein of 351 amino acids. Gene Ontology annotation, biological process: protein stabilization. The record is from RefSeq and is a predicted model, not a curated record.